UCGUUAUUGCUUCAGAUUUAAGACCUUGCUCUGAUUAAUUAUAAAGCGUAUGUGUAAAAGAAACCAAACUAUGGACCGUCUAAACAAGACCGAAGAAGCGUGCUGGGUACCGAGAGGCGGGGCCUCCGGCAGAAACUGGGAAGCAGCUGACAUCACAAAGAAACUUUCUUGUUUUCUCAUCACCAUGACAGCAAUGUUUCCACACAAGCCAUCUGAAUGAUCUCAGAACAACAUGAACAGUCUGUUGAACAGUAGCCAGAGUUUCACCCAUUGGUGUCAACGAUGCCAAAGAAAAGCAAAGAAGUCCAGACCAAGGCUUUUGCAUGAGAGCACCCUGAACCUGGGUGACACAGUAAUCUGCUACAACACCACCCAUAACCAGAGUUACUCUGGCAGGUCAGCUGAUGGACGUCCUCUUGACUUUCAUCUGAAAGAUCCCAGCUUCCCAUCACAGCAUCUGAGUCAUGUGGAUCUCAGUGACAACUCCACCCCAUUGCAGUGUCCACUUCUGUCUCACACUCAAGAGGUGCACAACCACAAACACAUCACUCUGAGAUCCAGCUUAAACACAAAAGAGUGGAUGCAGCGCCACAGUGGUCAGGCUGUCAGAGAACUUACCAACCCACAGGGUGUAUCAGAGUACUGGACCACCUAUAAUACAGAACACACACCUCCAGUGACUAACGUCUUGCCACGGCUAGCCGGCAAACCAAUACAAUGGCAUCAGCAUGAUAUACUGACAGGUGAACAAAGGCAGACAGUUGCUCUACGAAAACCCAGAAGACAGGCUGGAGACAAGCUGCUGUGGGCAGCAAGGCGAUGGGAGACAGACUGCACAGCACUCAGACUGUAUUAAUCAGUGUUAUGUGAGGAAAAUAUACCUAUGUGUGGCUAACAACCUCUAUUCUGAGAGUUCAUUUAUAACAGUUAAAACUUUCAAUAACGACCCAGUGUUAAAUGCAAGCCACCAGGCAUUAAGCUGAUUACAGUAAAUCUUGCAUAUGACAGGUCACUUAAGUUAUGAAAUCUGAAGCAAUAACUCUUAAUGUUACAUUUCAUAUCAUUUUACCACAAAAAAGACACUAUAACAGUCAAUGAAAACUUAUUUGAAGCAAAGUUUAUUCACUGUCAAAGAUCUCCAAUAAAAGAACAAAUAAUGAAAUGGUUUGAAAGACGGGUCAGAAAUGAAGUGGCUGAAGAGAAAAAGGACAUAAAUAAAUAAUAGGAACAGGAAAAAAAAUAUUACUUACAGGGAAAGGCUUGAGCAGUGGGCCUAUUUACACAGAAACACCACACACCGGUAAUACAUUACACGGUUAUUAUCUAAGAGUUGACAGAACACAGAGUCCAGCUAGCAGCAGUACAGCAGUAGGCUUUUUUCUAGAAACACUUUCACUCCUGAUGAGAGCUCUGUUUGAAAUCCAGUUUACUCAGCAUUUUUAAACACAACAAAAGCAGACUCAAAAGUAAACUUGUUCUUUAAACACUGUCCUUAAUAAUAAUAAUAAUAAUAAUAAUAAUAAUAAUAAUAAUAAUAAUAAUAAACAUUGCUGUGAUGGAUCUGAGAGGAUGAUGCAGUAAUGCUACAAAAACUGCUCAGUAGUAACUUUUUCUAAAUAGGAAUGGCCUAAAAUUCAUUGUGGACAUAGUGAAGCUAAAUUAAAGUACUUAAAAAAAAAAAA
Betta splendens (Siamese fighting fish) is the source of this 1682-nucleotide messenger RNA. RefSeq lists its product as uncharacterized. The transcript is spliced from 6 exons. NCBI's taxonomy places the organism in Eukaryota, Metazoa, Chordata, Actinopteri, Anabantiformes, Osphronemidae. Bases 233 to 856 code for a protein of 207 amino acids. The record is from RefSeq and is a predicted model, not a curated record.